Messenger RNA from Strongylus vulgaris, 440 nucleotides. NCBI's taxonomy places the organism in Eukaryota, Metazoa, Nematoda, Chromadorea, Rhabditida, Strongylidae. The record is from the annotation of a GenBank genome assembly.
AUGGAUGAAGCGGAGAUUUAUGGAAUGGGAUUGGAACGCGGUCGAUCUCAUAAUAUGUACGUAGUAAGUAGUCCGAGCAAGGAUCAUCUAAUCAAACAGGGGCCCGUUAAUGUAACAGCAAUCGUUGGCGAUGAUGUAGAGCUUAUAUGCCUUGUCCUACAACGUGUGAGAUCGAAAUAUUGGUUGAAAAAUAAUUCCUUUGUACCUUUCGGCGCUGCAAGAACCCAACGAGUGGGGUCCAACAGUCUCAAAAUUCACAAUGUUGAGAAGAAGGAUGAAGGAUGGUACACUUGCGUAGUGAUCGGGGAAGGAUCGGAAAAAAGUGAACAACAAGCGUACCUUAGUGUUUCACCUCGAUUCGAGGCACCGACGCUCACGACUACAAGCGAUUCGUACGAAAGGAAGGUAGAUAAUUUUUUGUGUCUCUUUGCGCUUUGAGC